CACUCGGGUUCACUACGGUAACUGACACACGGGGGCUCAAACUGAACGGAAAAUAAAAUAUCAUUUCUCUCCGACUGACAAAAGCUACGUUUACAUGUACACUUUUAAAAAUCGUUUCGAUUGAAAGAUUCGGUUUACUGUUUGCAUGAGACGUUAUCUAAUCCGAUAUGGUGUUUACAUUUGCGGGGGCUUUGAUUUGGAAUGACUUUGUGACAUGCGCACAUUAGCCCACAUGGAGUGCCAUUAUUUUUAUGUAAAGUGUUGCUCCAUCAAGUGUGAAUUUGUAGGUGAACUACUGCUGGACGGUAUGAGGAGAAGACGGGCGCAGGAAGCUGAGCUUUUUGGUGGCUGUGCAUCUCUAAGGAGCAUCUUAACACGUCCUCUCCAUCCUCCCAAAAGCAGAAGCGUGUGGAUGAAGUUGUAGGCACCUGGCUUCCUGUCUUUACCGCCUAGGCUCUGGCCGUGCGCGCGGUGAUGGGUUCCGAUCCGUGCCAGGUGCAAUGGAGAUGAAAGGGAACGACGAGGUGGAGAAAAUAAAGUCGAAGUUCAUGUCGGCGUGGAACAAUGUAAAAUACAGUUGGGUGCUGAAAUCAAAGACGUCCUUUAGUCGCAAUUCUGUGGUCUUCCUGCUUGGCAAAUGCUAUCACUUCAAGGCAGACGAUGAAGACAGCCCCACAGAGAGCUGCAGCACAGAUUUAUUUGAUGAUGAUUAUGCUGUCAUUGGCAAUGUGGAAGGAUUUCGGAGGGAUUUCGCAUCUCGGAUCUGGCUCACUUAUCGGGAUGAUUUUGCUGCACUCCCGGAAUCGACCAUCACCACAGACUGUGGUUGGGGCUGCACUCUCAGAGCCGGGCAGAUGAUGCUGGCCCAGGCACUCAUUCUAAAUUUCCUGGGAAGAGACUGGACCUGGCCAGAUGCGCUGUCCUUGGAGCCUCUGGACACCGAGACAAGGACGAGCAGCGCAGCACGAAAACUGGUCGCCUCAUUAGAAGCUUCAUUCCAGGGAGAUAGGCUGAGAUUCCCAUCUUGCCAGCCCCAGUGUGGGGCAGAAGAAGCUGACGCUCACCUGAAAGAGGUGUACCAUCGCACUGUUGUGACCUGGUUUGGAGAUACUCUGUCUGCCCAGCUCAGUGUUCACAGGCUGGUCCAUCUGGGUAUGACCUCAGGGAAAAGAGCAGGAGAUUGGUAUGGCCCUGGUGUAGUGGCACACAUACUCAGGAAAGCCGUAGAAGAGGCUACAGAUCCUGAACUGCAAGGUGUGACUGUUUAUGUGGCACAGGAUUGCACAGUGUACAGCGCUGAUGUUCUCGAGAGUCAUUCAGUGCAGGUGGACACACGCUCGGUUCCUGAGGGAAUGGCCACUGACAACAGAGCCGUCAUCAUUCUCAUUCCUGUCAGACUCGGGGGAGAGAAGAUUAACCCUGAAUACUUCAGCUUUGUCAAGGCCAUUCUGAGCUUGGAAUACUGUAUUGGUAUCAUUGGAGGGAAACCCAAGCAGGCCUACUACUUUGUUGGAUUUCAAGAUGACAGCAUGAUUUACAUGGACCCUCAUUACUGUCAGUCUUUUGUGGAUGUCAGCACAAGCAAUUUUCCUCUGCAGUCAUAUCAUUGCCCAUCACCAAAGAAGAUGCCUUUCAUUAAAAUGGAUCCAAGCUGCACUAUUGGGUUUUACUCCAAAAGUGUUCAGGAUUAUGAAAGAAUUAGUGGUGAGCUGUCUAAGCUUCUGCAGCCGUCAUCGAAAGAGAAGUACCCGGCAUUUACCUUUAUGAGAGGACACGGGAGAGAUUAUGAACUGUCUGUUCCCAUGGAGAAGAAAGAAUGGCCCUUCAUCAAGGACACACGCAAUCCUGGGGCCACCGCAGGGGACUUUGUGCUGCUGUAAAUGAGGGCUUGAAAUGUAGUUAUGUGUAUGAUUUCUUUUCUGCAUUAUGCUGGUUUUAAUGGUCCUGCCAUACCAAGCAUGUACGGAAAAUAGUCCUGAUUCUAGGAUUUCUUUUUUUUUUUUUUGAAAGCAGAAACUAAAACACCAACUUUUUAAACUCAACACCUCGACUUAACACUGUAAACAUACGCAAUAUAUUUCACACACAUUUCCGGUCAGAAAACAUUCUUCAGGAUGGAUGUAUACAUCAUGUUUACAUUAUGUAUUCAUCUGGCACUCAAAUUCAAAAGCUGUAUAUUGUUAGUAUGUUCCUUCUUACUACUCUUAUAGUUAUUAAACAAUUUUUUGAUACUUUAUAUCUAGAAGAGAAGAAUCACACUCCAGGUUGCAACACUGUGCUUAAACUAAACAUAAAAACGAAGCUUAGAAACUCUACACAGCCUUCAAAAUUGUCCUAGUGCCUCCUGGAAGCAUGAUGUUUCUAGGGCCCUACAGCAUUCGAGUGCUUCCGAAAUGUCUUGUACACACUGAGAUAUUGCAAUUGUAGCACUUACUCACUCACACACAUAAAAAAGUUGUUUCUGGCUAAUAUAUGAUAUAUUAUUAUAUUUUUUUUUCUGAUUUAAAUUGUCUCCGGAUCACAGUGCUGCUAAAAUCAUAAUGGUCUUCAGAAGGACAGCUUCUCCUGACCCGUGCCAUUAAAGAAAGACUAAAUACUAUUAAAAACGUGAUUUUUGUUGUUGUUAUGGUUGUUGUUGCUUAUAACCAUGUUGAUUAUGCUGCAGUACGAAGUUAUGUCCAUUAAAAAAAAAGUGUUCUUCAUAAGAAGUAAAAUUGUCUGUAAGAUUCUGUCUAUCUUCUUGAUGUCAAGUGUAUACAAAUGACAGUAACACUAUUACUAUAUAUAUAUAUAUAUAUAUCGCUCAUGUAACUCAAAUCAUUUUGCACAGCGGUCAUUAAUAUUUUGUGCAACAGUAAUUUACAAAUAAAACUGAAAUGACGAACUUGA
Silurus meridionalis is the source of this 2889-nucleotide messenger RNA. It is a transcript of the gene atg4c, whose product is annotated as autophagy related 4C, cysteine peptidase. Bases 501 to 1880 code for a protein of 459 amino acids. The record is from RefSeq and is a predicted model, not a curated record. The transcript has 11 exons. Gene Ontology annotation, molecular function: protein-phosphatidylethanolamide deconjugating activity. NCBI's taxonomy places the organism in Eukaryota, Metazoa, Chordata, Actinopteri, Siluriformes, Siluridae.